This is a messenger RNA of Paramecium tetraurelia, 830 nucleotides long. RefSeq lists its product as uncharacterized. The transcript has 4 exons. The record is from RefSeq and is a predicted model, not a curated record. NCBI's taxonomy places the organism in Eukaryota, Ciliophora, Oligohymenophorea, Peniculida, Parameciidae.
AUGAAAUACUUGGCAGUCCUGGUGAUUUUAUAGGCAGCAUUGCUUUGUACGUGCUAUUCUAAAAGCACUGAAGAGAAGGAGAAAUCAGUAUAUUUCAUUUUCUCAGAGGAAUGUUUCGAUAAAUUAGUGAUCUAAAAAGAUUUCUUAAAUAUUGAAUGCGUUAAAAAGACUUUAUCUGAAUUUAUUAGUUAUUCAAUAGUAGCAUUAUCAGUCAUUUUGAAAGCACCUUAGAUAUUUAAAAUAGUUCAAAAGUCAAAAGUCACUGGAUUAUCAUUUGAUUCAAUUUUCUUUGAACUCUUUGUUUAUUCCUUUUCUAUUGCUUAUAACGUGCAUAAAGGAAAUCCUUGGAAACUUUAUGCAGAAAAUGUUGCCAUUUUAUUUUAAACUGUGAUUAUCGUUGCACUUUUUAAGGUUUAUGAGAAAUCAUUCACUCUGAGAUAAUUUUAUUUAAGAAUUGCCAUUUUCCUUGGAGUAAACUUGCCACUUUUCACAGGACUCAUUCCUAAUAGUAUCUUUAACUUAGCUAUCAUCAUAAAUAUCUGUUUGAUUUUGUUUGCAAGACUACCUUAAAUUUGGUCAAACUUUAGAAAUAAAGACACUGGUUAACUUGCUUUUAUAACUAUCUUUUUGUAAUUCGCAGGAGCAGCAGCAAGAUGUUUCACUAUUCUAGUCAGCUCAACUGAUGGAAUGUUGAUUCUCCUCAAUAUCAUUAGUGUAACCUUGAAUUUUACUCUAGUGUUCUAAAUGAUAGCAUAUUGGAAUUCUAAGAAAGGAAAGCAAGAUUGAGUUAAUAAUAUAAAAUUUUAAUCAAAAAUUAAUAAUUUUAAUAA